UAAUGCAAAUUUUGUUAUCAUCAAAGAUAAUUUUUCAACUAUUAAUACAGAUAAAAAAUAAAAUUUUCAGCUUCCUGAAUAUUGUUUGUAAAUGGCCUGGAUCUACACACGACUCAUUCAUAUUUGCAAACAGCCGGAUUGGAGCCCACCUGGAAGCCCAUAAAGACGAUGGAUGGUUACUAGGAGAUUCUGGAUACCCAUGCAGACCGUGGCUGCUCACACCACUGGCCCAGCCUCAGACCCGUGCAGAGGAGAGAUACAACAGUAGUCACUGUCGAACCCGCAACACCAUCAAGAGAGCUUUUGGUCUCUUUAAGUCCAGAUUUAGGUGCAUCCACAAGUAUGCAGGCUGCCUGUGGUAUGGUGUGAAACAGUGCCACAAGAUUGUGUAUGCAGCUGCACAGCUGCAUAACUUUGCCAUAGACUUGAGACUACCCACACCACCUGUUGAUGAGGACGACACGGAUGAUGCAGAUGACAAUAUCCCUGCUCCUUAUCAUGCACAAGACAGGUACCGUGUCAGGAGGCAGCUCAUUGAAAAUGUAUUUGCUAAAAAUACAUGUCGAUAAGAGCCAGCUUCUCCUCCUCCACUGCCAGUCUCCUCCUUUCCACACUAAGCAGC
Molecule: messenger RNA, 622 nt
Organism: Haliotis rubra (blacklip abalone)
Lineage: Eukaryota; Metazoa; Mollusca; Gastropoda; Lepetellida; Haliotidae
Product: putative nuclease HARBI1
Exons: 4
Coding region: 3-569 (188 amino acids)
Source: RefSeq, a predicted model, not a curated record